Medicago truncatula (barrel medic) is the source of this 949-nucleotide messenger RNA. Its product is annotated as SUMO-conjugating enzyme SCE1. Lineage: Eukaryota; Viridiplantae; Streptophyta; Magnoliopsida; Fabales; Fabaceae. Bases 143 to 622 code for a protein of 159 amino acids. The transcript has 5 exons. The record is from RefSeq and is a predicted model, not a curated record.
AUUUCAUUUCAUUUCCUCACAAGGAAAAAGAGAAGAAAGAAAGAAAGACUGAAAACACAACGAAACUGUGUCGUUUGUUUCGUUAUCGUUUUCGUCGAAUUCUUCUUAAUCACUGAGUAGUGAAAUUCGAAACACAACAACUAUGUCUGGUAUUGCUCGUGGUCGGCUUACUGAGGAACGGAAAUCAUGGCGGAAGAAUCAUCCUCAUGGUUUUGUUGCGAAGCCGGAGACAGCAGCUGAUGGUUCUGUGAAUUUGAUGAUUUGGCAUUGUACUAUUCCUGGAAAAGCUGGGACUGAUUGGGAGGGUGGCUACUUCCCACUUACAUUACACUUCAGUGAAGACUACCCUAGCAAGCCCCCAAAGUGUAAAUUCCCCCAAGGUUUCUUCCACCCUAAUGUUUACCCAUCGGGAACUGUUUGCUUGUCUAUACUCAAUGAAGAUAGUGGGUGGAGACCAGCCAUAACAGUGAAGCAAAUUCUUGUGGGCAUUCAAGAUUUGCUUGACCAGCCAAAUCCUGCUGAUCCUGCUCAGACAGAAGGCUAUCAUCUGUUUAUCCAGGAUACCACAGAGUAUAAGAGAAGGGUCCGGCUACAGGCAAAGCAGUACCCAAGUAUUGUCUAGUGCUAUUAUCAACAUAAUCAAGAAACUGUUGUUAGUAUGGUAGAUGUUUGCUCUUUCAUUCUGUCAAAACUGUUUCGUUGUGAUCAUUGGCUUGCAUAAAAUGCAGACACCAAUGUUUCACUAUUCAUGCUUAUUUUCAGAUCUCGAUGAAGUGUUGAUAUUUAAACAAUGUGAAAGUCAACCAAUGAAUACUUGUUGGUGAGACUCUGCUGUGCCUAAUGUUUGUUACUACAUUCCUAAAUGAUUGGAUAAUUACUGUAAUGAAUUAUGACUUCUCUCUCAGGAACUUCUCAUUUCUGGAUGUGUUGUUUCCAUUUUCGAUAUCAA